Messenger RNA from Ochlerotatus camptorhynchus, 1765 nucleotides. Its product is annotated as synaptic vesicle glycoprotein 2B-like. Bases 123 to 1664 code for a protein of 513 amino acids. The transcript is spliced from 4 exons. Gene Ontology annotation, molecular function: transmembrane transporter activity. Gene Ontology annotation, cellular component: membrane. The record is from RefSeq and is a predicted model, not a curated record. Gene Ontology annotation, biological process: transmembrane transport. Lineage: Eukaryota; Metazoa; Arthropoda; Insecta; Diptera; Culicidae.
UAGAAACGUCCCCAGUGGCUCAGUUUGCGCGAAUCAUUCAACCGUUAUGGUCGUACCUUCGUCUCCCAAGAAUCUCUCUUUAGAUAGUUUAGGUAGUGAAAGCUUUAAGUUUUUCAAUCAUAAUGGCACCUCCCUGUUCGGUCAGUAUGGUGUUCUCAGUGGAACCGUUCAAACCCGUCCAGAAACGAUCGCACACCUACGAUGAAGCGCUGGAAUUAAUUGGAUUCGGUCGAGCACAGUUCUACCUAAUUCUGCUGUCCGGAUUCUCAAUCAUGGCUUCGAUCAACGAAGCCAUGGGGAUGAGCAUCAUUUUGCCGGCGAGUCACUGUGAUCUGGGGCUGGAUCCCGGUGAGAAAGGAAUGAUUGGAGGAGCCAUCUUUCUAGGAAUUAUGACGUCGUCGUAUUUCUGGGGCUACCAGGCGGAUACGCGCGGUCGCCAGGUUGUGCUGAAGUAUUCGUUGAUUGCUGCCUCGAUAUGUUCGGUAGCGUCGAGCUUUGCGAAUGACUUCGCUUCGCUGAUGGUUUUGCGAUUCAUAACGGGUUUGUGCAUCGCAGCGCCGUCUGCUACCGUCUACGCGUAUCUUGGAGAGUUGUGCACGCCUCAGAAACGGGUUCAACUAAUAUCCUACGCUUCGGUGAUGCCUUCGCUGGGAAUUAUCUACGUCGCUUUAAUCGGUUGGUUAGCGUUGUCGUACGACUGGAGCUUCCCCAUCACGGAUACGAUCACCUACAAACCUUGGCGACUGUUGUUCAUUCUGUACACCAUUCCUGGACUGUUGUCGGGAAUUACGUUCUUCUUUUUUCCGGAAAGUCCCAAGUUCCUACUGUCCCAAGGCCGCGAUGAUGAAGCCCUAGAAGUGUUGAAGCGAUUUCACCGAAUUAACCAUGGAGCUGGCAGCGAGGGAAGCUACAAGGUGACUACAUUGAGAUCCGAAAUCGAUGAAGUCAAGCGUGAAUCUCAAACUGGGCUAAUGGGUGUUCUGAAAUCGAUGAAGGAUCAAACAGUUCCACUGCUGACGUUUCCACACCUGAAGUACUUCUUCGUUUGCUGCAUCCACAGUGUCAGUGCCUUCACCAUCUACGGUGGUCUAGGUCUCUGGUUUCCACAAAUCAUGAAUCAAAUCUCCUCGAACGAUUCAGCGGAUGGUACCGAAAUUUGCUCAGUCCUUCAACAAUCGUCAUCGGAAGAUCCGUCACUGUCACUUUCAACGGUCUGCGUAGAUCAAGUUCAACAGGAGACAUUCAUCUAUACGGCAAUGCUCGGAGCCUUCGGAGCCGUCUACUGCUUGACGCUUUCGUGCAUCUUGGGUCGAUUCCGAGGGUCGACAGUGCUGGUAUGCAACAUGACCAUAGCUGGCGUUGCCGGAAUACUGUUGCAGUUCUUCAACAACAGCUACCUCGUGGCAUUACUGUUCUGCGUGGAGAUUAUGUUUGCCGGAAUUUGUGUCAUGCUGGUGAACGCCCGGGCCGUGUCCCUAUUCCCAACUCACGUCCGAGGAAUGGCCGUUUCGUUGGUCAAUAUGGUCGGUCGGUUGAGCUGUUUCGUGGCCAGUGUGGUCAUCGGACUGCUGAUGACUCAAAACUGCCCCCUAACAUUCUAUUUCCUGUCCGGAAUGUUGUUUAUCAGUGCUGCAGUGACGUUCCUGCUGCCGAAAGAGGAAUGACAGCUUGUGCUGCCAUCGAAAUACGUACAAACCAACUGUGAUGUAACUAGAAAAGUUCGAUUAGGAGUAAGGAUAAUAAAAAUGUUUCGGAAUUUCCGCGA